This is a messenger RNA of Vigna radiata var. radiata (mung bean), 729 nucleotides long. Its product is annotated as AT-hook motif nuclear-localized protein 10-like. Bases 188 to 514 code for a protein of 108 amino acids. The transcript has 4 exons. Gene Ontology annotation, molecular function: minor groove of adenine-thymine-rich DNA binding. The record is from RefSeq and is a predicted model, not a curated record. NCBI's taxonomy places the organism in Eukaryota, Viridiplantae, Streptophyta, Magnoliopsida, Fabales, Fabaceae.
CUUCUCCUUUCUUUACUCAAACAAUAACAUCCUCCAUUGUCGUCAGGUCCCUCAUCAUGGUCGCACCUCUCUCAGUUGGUCAAGGUCAUCGUCGACGACGUCGCUCAAUGUUGUAGUGUGUAACCUAGGUUUUCAUGUAUCUAACCCUAUUUCUUCUUCUGUCAUAUGGUCCCAUAAUCUAGGUGGGAUGCUGACAAUGCUCAACGAGCCCCAUCUCUCGCUCAAGCUUCGCACGCUCUCCAACCUUAACAACUUGGUCAACACCUUCCGUCCCGAGAUCUCCACUAGUCUCUUCCUAAGAUGUGAAUGGAUGAACAGUUGUGGAGGACUGGCAUUUUCACCUCAUGUUAUCACUGUUAGAGUUGGGGAGGACAUUGUAGCAAAGUUAUUCUCAUCUUCACAGCAGAGGCCAAGGGCUUUCUGCAUAUUAACUAAAGUUGGUACUGUUUUUUCUGUCACUCUAGCCAGCCAGCUUCUACUAGCAUCAGUGCUUGGUAUGAGGGUAAAGAACUGAACAUUGCAUACCUCGACUAUUAGAAAUUUUAAUCAUAAAUGUCCUUCAUCUCCAUCUGUGUGGUUCUAACUUAGUGACAAGUUAUCAUGAGCAAGUUGAUUAAGUUAUAGUUCUGUGUUUUUCAAGAAAAGAGGCAAAUCGUAGCAAUUCUGGUAUUGUAAUUAAAAUUCAGCUUUAUGCAACGACUAAUGAUAUUUAGUGUUAUUUAAUGUGAA